This is a messenger RNA of Entrophospora sp. SA101, 806 nucleotides long. NCBI's taxonomy places the organism in Eukaryota, Fungi, Glomeromycota, Glomeromycetes, Entrophosporales, Entrophosporaceae. The record is from the annotation of a GenBank genome assembly.
AUUUCGAAAACGUAAAACACAAAAAAUACACUUCAAAUAAAAGCCAGGAAACUACCAGAAAAUCAAAAAAAUCAAAAUUUAUACCUGAACUAAAUGAAAAUAAAGAGAAUAUUGAUAUCUCUGAAUUUAUGACAAAGUUUGAAGCAAUGGAUGAUGAACAUAAAUGGAAGUUAUUAUUAUGUUCAGAAACUAAAAAUAUUUUUUCAAAUAGUCUUUUGCACUCAUUUGUUAUCAAUAUUGAUGAUCCUAAAAUAAAGGAAAUUUUUAAUGAAAUAAAAAACAUAAGCCUAAAAUCUGAUCCAGAGCCUAGUGAAAUGUUCAAAGUUGAAUUAAACAAUCUGUGUAAGACUACUACUAUAGAAAUUCAGGAUGCAUUAAAUAAAUUACAUACAAAAAUUAGUACUUCAAAUGAAGCUGAUAAAUUUCCACUGGAUACAUUCCAUUAUGCAGUCCAUACCUUAGGUGAAGCUUGCUCAUUUGCUAGUUCACAACAUAAAAAUAGUGAGCAUGGCACAAAAUGGUUGGCAGAAUCAGGACUAAAACUAUCAAAAUCACUGAGAGAUAUGUUAGUAGAAUUGAACAAGCAGGUGGUUGAUAUUUCAGAAAAAAUUGAAAUUGUUGGCUUUGUUAAAGGUAUUGUUUAUGAAAUCCCAGUUGAUAUCAUCAAUUUUCAUAAAGCUCUUGAUUUGAUUGGUGCAGUAUGGAUUUUAAAGAUUUUAAGGACUAUUAAGUUAACUCAGCAGCCUAAAUCAAACUUGGCUGUAGCAAUAAGGAAAAAAGAAACCAGAAAACAAAAUCAUUAUUAG